UGGGUUAGAAAGCCAUGUUAGCAGGUUGGAAUUGGCAAAACCUAGUUAUAGCUCUCUCACUGGAUAUCUCUCUCUGUCUCUCUUUUCCUCCCUCUGCCUCUUUAUCUUCUCCUUCACUCUCCUUCGCUCACACCCAUCAAUGAGCUCAGGAGCUUGGAAGAAAGAGGUCACACGGAUGCUCCAGCCUCAACUUUCCCUCACAGUCCUUUGAGAUCUCAAGCAGCGGGGCUUCAAAACUUUGAAAAUAAAAAUAACUUUGGAUUUUGGUUGCCCAGCGCACAGCAAAGGAAGGACCUUGAACUGUGAGCUGUUUCCUUUCUUCUGUUUUAUUUUGGCUUUUUGGACCAAACCUGUAGUGCAGAGAUGAAACUGAAACAUCCUCAGAUGGUUCUCCAUCCCCUUCUGCUUGGGGUUUUCUUUGCUCUUGCUGAUGCCAAGGGAACCUUCUAUGGCAGCCCUUACAGGUACAACCUGUACACUUCAGGAUCCAGCCCACAUUACAACCCAGGCAAACCCAUGAGCCGACAUAAAAACUUCUGUGCCUAUGUCGUUCAGAAGAACGUCUCGUGCACAAUGCAGGACGGCACGUCCACCUACGUCAAGGCAGAGUACAACAAGUGCACCUGGGGGCAGAAGUGCCCAACUGUCAUGUAUCGCACCUUCUACAAGCCCAAAUACAAAGUGGGUUACAAGACGGUGACUGAACUGGAGUGGCGCUGCUGCCCAGGUUUCUCUGGGGAGGGCUGCAGUGAUGGGCCCACCUCCCUCCCUGAUCUGAUGCCCCAGUUUAAGGGCUCAAUGACACCCCCAGGCUUCAAGGGGUACCCUAGAGGACAUCCACAGGGACACCCAGAACAACACAGACCCUUUCCUAUUGGACAUCCUGAGCAACGUAAACCAUUUCCUAUUGGCCACCCGGAACAACACAGACCCUUUCCUAUUGGACAGCCUGAGCAGCACAAACCGUUUCCUAUUGGCCACCCGGAGCAGAAAUCCAUCCCCGGUGGACACAUGUCUCCUGGGCAAAAGAAGUCAUAUUAUGCUCGAAAGUUUCAGGAGGUGUUGGGUGAGCGUCUGGACCAUGUGGAGGAGGAGUUGCGCCGCCUGUCCCAAUCUUACGAAUCUCUCAAUGGGAUGGUGACCGGCCUGGAGGACAGCCUGCGCCUCUCCCUGCGCGAGGACACCAACAAGAUGCUGGGCUCUCUGCUCGGCACCCCGCCCCGGGGCUCCGACUCCAGCGUGGGCUUUGGAGUGAUCCCUGACGGCACCCCUGAGGGGCUGGAGGGAGGGGAAGGCUUCCUAGGCUUCGGGGAGCUGGCAGGGAAGGUGACAGAGGUGAAAGAUGAGCUGAAAACCAAGAGCCAGAUGCUUGAUGAGCUUCAGGGGAUGGUGGUCAGCCACGACGGGCAGCUCAAGCACCUGAUAGAGGCUGCAGCCGGAAGACCUUCUCCCAUAACCUCCCAGACACUUCUGGAGGAACUCGUGGACACCAAGCUGGCAGGGGUGCGCUCAGAGAUCCUGGACGGCUUUGAGGCACGCCUGUCUGGGCUGGAGAGUCAGUGUGAGGCCCGCAUUGGGGAGGUCCAGCGCCAGUGCCAGCAGGAGCACCUGAACGGACAGCACCACAUGGAGCAGUCCCUAGACGGCCGGGAGACGGGUCUCAGAAAAGAACUGGGUAACUUGCAGGCUCAGAUCCAGGGCCUGACGCUGACAGAGAGCUGCUGCACCCAAGUGUCCAGUCUUUCCCAAAGAGUCUUGCUGCUGGAGGAAGGCCUGAAGAGCUUGGAUGAAUCCCAGAGAGUUCAGCAAUCCAGCAUAGUCGGACAGGCGGCCCAAGUGGAGACCUUCUUCGAUGGGCGGCUGGAUGAGAUAGAAGCCAGACUGAAUGCCACAGAGAAGGCGGACACAGAGAAGAUGAAGGGAUAUGUGGCCUCUGAGGUGGAUGGCUUUAAGACUCUUCUGGACGAGAAGCUGAGGAUGUUGGAGGAACGGCUUUUUGUAGCAGUGGAGGAACUCGGCAACACCACCGCUCCAGCUGGCCUGGAAGGUCAGGCUGUUCCUGCUCUGGAGACAGAGCUGGAGGCCCUAAAGAAGCAGGCUGAGGGAGGUCUUGAGGGGGUGCAAAGCAGGUUGACCGACCUGGAGACCCUGUGCUCCUCAGCCUGCCCGCAUGCUGCUGGAGAGGUUCAGAAGCUCCACAGGGAGAUGGAGGAGUGCUGUGAGACAGACAAGAAAGUAUCGGGUCAGCUGGAUUCCCACGCGGACCUCCUGAGGAGGCUGAACGGCACGCUGCAGGAGAUCCUGGCAAGGCUGGCCCAGGAGGAGGAAGGUUCAGUCCAGGGAGAGAUCACUCUGCUGAAGAUCAACGUCAGCACAGUCAACCGCUCCCUCAAAGGACUGCAAGAAUCCAUCAGUGUCUACGCCCAGGAGGUGAGCCAUGCCAACUCCACCUGGCAACAGCACGAGCUGAAGAUGGCAGACCAGGUCCAGGGAAUCCAGCAGCUGGUGGGGCGGCAGGGGUCUCAACUUGGCUUCAGCGAGCGCCGGCUCCAGCAGCUGAAGGGUGAGCUGCAGAGCCUGAAACACAGGCUGACUGGGGAGCUGAAGGGGUGCAAAAGCGCUGCUCUGGGAGCCCAGCAAGAGAUCACCCAGGUAGAUGGGAGGAUCUCACAGGUGGAAGGGCUGUGUGGCAGCCUGGGAGACCUGGCAGGAGACCUGGAGAGAAUCCGAGGAGAGCUGGAGAGUCAUUCCAAUGAUUACCUGGCCCAGGUGAAUGGAACACUUUCCACCCACUCUCAACAGAUAGCUGAGCUGAAGGGUGGUCUUAAAGACUGUCUGGACAAAACGGGGGACGCAGAAAAAAGGGGUGACCCUUAGGUUCGGAAUUAGGGGGUAGGGGGUUCAGCAACGUUUUAUAUCAAAGGGGCAUUUUUUUUUUUUUUUAUUAACUGCCAUUCUUAACUUAUAUGAAAAAAAGACUGCAAUGUGAUAUAUUAGUAAUAUUUUUUAAAAAGAACAAAGAUAACAGAAACUAAUAAGCUGCUACGGGUUUAUUCUGGCAAGUCAUUUCUGAUCGAUUUUACUGUUUCAAAUGGUGCUAAAGUUUUUGUACUUGUUUCUGUUUCAUGUGAAUAACAUGAGUUUGUAAAAAAAAAAAAAAAAAAAAACAUUUUCUCUC
Messenger RNA from Polyodon spathula (Mississippi paddlefish), 3178 nucleotides. Its product is annotated as EMILIN-3-like. Gene Ontology annotation, molecular function: protein binding. The record is from RefSeq and is a predicted model, not a curated record. The transcript is spliced from 4 exons. Gene Ontology annotation, cellular component: extracellular matrix. Bases 364 to 2877 code for a protein of 837 amino acids. NCBI's taxonomy places the organism in Eukaryota, Metazoa, Chordata, Actinopteri, Acipenseriformes, Polyodontidae.